Messenger RNA from Elaeis guineensis (African oil palm), 3477 nucleotides. RefSeq lists its product as uncharacterized. Gene Ontology annotation, molecular function: protein kinase activity; ATP binding; receptor serine/threonine kinase binding. The record is from RefSeq and is a predicted model, not a curated record. Gene Ontology annotation, biological process: protein phosphorylation. Lineage: Eukaryota; Viridiplantae; Streptophyta; Magnoliopsida; Arecales; Arecaceae.
AUGAAGACAAAGAAUCGUAACCAAAUCUAUAUACAGGGGGUUUAUGCAGUGGAAGGGCAGCAAGAAGAGCCUUGGAUUGUGGAUUCCUCCCAAAAUCCAAGGAUGUCUCUCUCACAUGCUCUGUGUUUGAAUUCAUUUGGUCCAUUUGUUCUUAUCUUUCUCUUUUUCUCUUCCAUCUCGUUUUCCUUCCACCCUGCAUCCUGUACCACAACCACCUUGCAAAACCACACUGACCGGCAGGCCCUUCUAUCCUUCAAGUCUCUGCUGUCCGAUCCCUUGGGAAACUUGGCCUCAUGGAAUAAUGAAUCCCUCCAUUUCUGUAAUUGGCGAGGUAUCACUUGUGGUGGCCGGCGGCACCUGCUACGUGUCACCGCUUUAGAUAUUGACUCCCAGGGACUUGCUGGUUCUAUAUCACCCUCCAUAGCCAACCUCACCUUCCUCAGACGAAUCAACCUCGCAAACAACCAACUCUAUGGACAAAUACCACCAGAGCUCAGCCUUCUUCCCCGACUUCAAUACCUCGACCUUAGCACAAAUUCACUUGCAGGAGAGAUUCCAUCCAAUCUCACUCACUGCACCAACCUCAAGAGCCUCAGCCUAAGGAACAACAUGCUUGAAGGAGAGAUACCCAGGGAGUUCGGCUCCCAUGGCAAGCUCCAAAUACUGAGUGCCACUAGUAACAAUCUUACAGGUGGCAUCCCACCUUUGCUGGGGAGCAGCCCCUCCCUCACUCACGUUUAUCUGGGAAACAAUGGUCUCACAGGAGGGAUCCCGCAUUUUCUUGCAAAUAGCUCAUCCCUUGUUGUUGUCAAUCUUUCACGCAACAGUCUCACAGGAGAAAUCCCGCAGUCACUUUUUAACAGUUCGUCCCUCCAGACCAUCCAUCUUUUCAAAAACGGAUUGACAGGUGAGAUACCUUCCUUCCCAAUGAUUCGCGCUUCUCCCCUCGUCCUUCUUGCUUUGUCGAUGAACUCACUUUCAGGAACCAUCCCUCCAUCGUUGGGAAACCUCUCCUCCCUCCUUUAUCUUUAUCUUGCUGACAACUACUUGGAGGGAAGUAUUCCAGAAAGCUUGGGCAAGAUUCCGGGCCUGAAAGACCUUGACUUAUCCAUAAACAACCUGAACGGAAAAAUGCCGCCACCUCUUUACAAUCUCUCAUCGCUAGCUUAUUUGGGCGUGGGCGCCACCUGGCUCUCCGGGACCCUACCACCAGACAUCGGCAUCACCCUUCCAAACCUCCAAUCUCUAGUUAUGCAAUCGAGCCUAUUUCAUGGGUAUAUCCCAGCUUCGUUAUACAAUGCUUCCAAGAUUCAAAUGCUCGAUCUAGCCAUGAACUCGUUUAAAGGAUUACUGUCUUCCAGUGUAGGAUCCCUAAAAAAUCUAGUCGAGCUAAAUCUUGGGGAGAAUCAGCUCCAAGGUAAUGUUUGGAGCGUGCUCUCCUCUUUGACCAACUGUAGCCUUUUAGAGAGGUUAUAUCUACAGGAAAAUAAGCUUGAAGGCACCCUCCCGGCAUCGGUAGGCAAUCUCUCCACACGGCUUGAGAAGCUAUUCGUUGGAGGAAACCAAAUAUCUGGGACCAUCCCAGUUGAGAUUGAAAACCUUGUCAACCUUACCGUUCUGUUUAUAAAUAAAAAUUUUUUUACAGGAAGCAUCCCUCCCACCAUUGGAAGGCUUCAGAACUUAAUUCUCCUAGACAUGUCUGGUAACAAACUUUCAGGUCUCAUCCCAUCUUCUAUAGGAAAUCUCACCCAAUUAAAUGAGCUUUACAUGGAAGAGAAUGAAUUGAGCAGCAACAUCCCAGCAAGCUUCGGAGAUUGUAGAAAUUUGAAUAUAUUGAACCUUUCUAAUAACGCACUUGCUGGACCCAUACCGAAGGAACUUGUUGCUCUCUCCUCACUAACACGAGCCCUGGAUCUGUCACAUAAUAAUCUCACUGGGUCCAUUCCCAUGGAAGUGGGUAGCUUGCUCAACCUCGACUGCUUAAAUCUCUCCAAUAACUGGUUGUCAGGUGAAAUUCCUGGCACUCUCGGUGCUUGUCAGCAUUUGGAAUACCUUCACUUGGAAGGCAACUUCUUUCAAGGAAACAUUCCACAAUCCUUCGUCAGCUUGAGAGGACUCGAGGAGCUGGAUCUUUCUCGAAACAACUUGUCCGGGCAAAUUCCAGAAUUCUUGGGAUCUUUUACUUAUUUGCGGUACCUAAAUCUGUCAUUCAAUGACCUUGAAGGUGAAGUGCCUAAGGAUGGUGUCCUUAGCAAUUCAAGUGAAACUUUUGUCCUUGGGAACAAGCGGCUUUGUGGAGAUGAUCCAAAGUUGCAGUUACCACCAUGCUCUAUCCAAGCCUCCAAAAGAAGUCUAUUCAAGAUAAUAAUAAUCAUAAUUGCGAGUUCUGCAGCAAUAUUAUUCUCGUGUUUUCUGGUGAUUCUUUUGCAGCUGAGGAAGGGACGGCAGAAAUCUCCAUCGAUGCCUUCCCUGGAAAACAAGUACAGAAUAAUAUCUUACAUUGAUAUCCUCAAAGCUACUGAUGGAUUCUCCUCAGCUAAUUUGGUGGGUACUGGAAGUUUUGGUACUGUAUAUAAAGGGAAAUUGGAUUGCGAAGAGAAGUUCAUUGCUGUGAAGGUAUUCAACAUUCAACAGUUUGGAGCUCUGAAGAGUUUUAAAACCGAAUGUGAAAUCAUAAGAAAUGUUCGUCAUAAUAAUCUUAUCAAAGUCAUCACUUCAUGCUCAAGUACGGAUUCUGUUGGUAAUGAUUUCAAAGCUCUAAUCCUCGAAUACAUGCCUAAUGGGAGCUUGGAAGAGUGGCUGCAUCCUAAAGCUCAGGAGCGUCAUCAGACAAGAAAGUUAAACCUGAGUCAGAGGUUGAACAUUGCCCUUGAUGUGGCUUCGGCUCUAUGUUAUCUACAUCAUAGCAUCGUCGUGCCAGCGAUUCACUGUGAUCUAAAGCCAAGCAAUGUUCUUCUUGACCAUGACAUGACUGCCCAUGUGGGUGAUUUUGGGCUUUCAAGGUUCCUCUCUACUUCGGUCUCUACGACAGCCAAAAAUUCAACAAGCUUAAUGGGGAUAAAAGGAACGAUUGGAUAUGUCGCACCAGAAUAUGCAAUGGGCAGCCAAAUCUCUACGCAGGGAGAUGUGUAUAGCUAUGGAAUACUAUUGCUGGAGAUGCUUACAGGAAAGAAGCCCACGAAUAACAUGUUUAAAGAUGGUCUAAAUCUUCAUAAAUUUGUCAAUAUGGCUUUCCCGGAAAGAGUCAUGCUGAUUUUGGAUCCACAGAUUUGGCAAGAUGAUCAAAGUGAAGAAUUUAAUGGAGAUAUUAGAAAUGAAAAUUUUGGAAGAAUUGAACAAAGGAGAUGUGUAAUUUCAUUGACUAGAAUUGGUCUCUUGUGUUCCAAGGAAUCACCAAAAGAACGACUAAGGAUGCAAGAUGUUGCCAACGAAGUUCGUGCAGUCAAAGAAAUGUUUUCAAUAGUUGAAAGUAGUUGA